Messenger RNA from Ilyonectria robusta, 2349 nucleotides. Its product is annotated as glycosyl hydrolase family 3 N terminal domain-containing protein. The record is from RefSeq and is a predicted model, not a curated record. Gene Ontology annotation, biological process: glucan catabolic process. Gene Ontology annotation, molecular function: beta-glucosidase activity. Lineage: Eukaryota; Fungi; Ascomycota; Sordariomycetes; Hypocreales; Nectriaceae. The transcript has 3 exons. Bases 1 to 2349 code for a protein of 782 amino acids.
AUGCGUUUUCGUGACACUUGGGCCCUCGUGGCCACCGCUGUGCUGUUGCAGCUAGACUCAGCAGCUGCAUCGUCCCCGGGAUCGCCGCUUUCCUGGAAGGCGGCAUCUGAAAAGGCCAGCCGUUUUGUGUCCCAACUUGACACGUCCGAGAAGGUCGGCCUCGUCUCCGGAGGCUACCUUAGCAAAAGCCUGGCUUGCGUCGGGGCAAUUGGAGCUAUUGAACGCCUUGGUUUCGAGGGGAUAUGCUUCUCAGAUGGGCCGAGUGGUUAUGCUCGCUCAGAUGGCGUUAGCGUGUUCCCGUCUGGAAUCACUGUGGCAGCGACUUGGGACAGACAACUCAUGUACCAGCGCGCUGUCGCCAUUGGAACCGAGUUCAGAGACAAAGGCUCUCACGUUCAUCUAGGACCUUCGUCGGGGCCAAUAGGUCGCCAUGCGCUGGGAGGAAGAAACUGGGAAAGCUUUGGUCCGGAUCCAUACCUCGCAGGCAUUGCCAUGGCUGCUUCAGUAUCUGGUAUCCAGUCCGUCAGUGUUCAGGCAUGCUCCAAACACUACAUUGGAAACGAACAAGAAACCCAGCGAACUCAAACCACCCAGGAUGACGGAACUGUCAUAGAAGCCAUUUCUGCCAACAUUGACGAUCGCACACUCCACGAACUAUAUCUGUGGCCCUUUGCAAAUGCCGUCCAGGCGGGGACGGCAACUGUUAUGUGCUCCUAUAAUCGCGUCAACGGAACCUACUCCUGCGCUAACCCGGAGACGCUGUCGAUCCUGAAGGACGAGCUGGCGUUUCCAGGAUAUGUCGUAUCUGACUGGUACGCCACCCAUGGAACGACGGACUUUGCCAAUGCUGGGCUGGAUGUUGAAAUGCCAGGCAAUGUGAGCGCGCUCGCGGGUCCAGCGUAUUUUGGCGAGUUGCUUCUCGAGGCCGUCAACAACGGCACUGUAUCGAAAGCCCGCCUCAGCAACAUGGCUGAAAGAGUUCUCACACCAUAUUUCGCUUUGCGCCAAGACAAGAACUUUCCUUCCUUGGAUCCUGCCAACGGGGCUGCCAUGUUGACCUACCAGUACGGCCAUGGUUCCAGCCUUGCCGCGUACUACCCAGAAGUCCCCGCCCGCGAUGUUCGCCGUGACCACGCGAAGCUGAUCCGCGAAGUUGGCGCUGCGGGAACAGUCCUGCUUAAGAAUCUGAACGGAACUCUGCCCUUGACAGGGGAGAAGCAAUUCGGCGUUUUCGGAAACGACGCUUCGUAUCCGACUAUUGGCUCGGUCUUCCUCGGUAGCCAAACAGAAGGCUUUGAGAUGGGCACGGUCGAUAUUGGCGGCGGGUCAGGAACCGUUCGACAUACGAAGCUUGUGACACCUCUGGAGGCUAUUCAGAAGCGUGUCGAUGCCCUCGGCGGUCGGGUGCAGGUCCUCCUUGACAACAACGAGAUAAUGGAUGGCCGAUUCAGGACGAUUUAUCCGACUCCUGAAGUCUGUCUUGUCUUCCUCAAGGCAUACGCUGGAGAAGGUCAUGACAGGCAGUCAAUUGACCUCGAGUGGAACGCCACGGCAGUUGUGGAGAGUACAGCAUCUAUAUGUACAAACACGAUUGUCGUCGUACACGCCCCUGGGGUUAUUUCGAUGCCAUGGGCGGACAACGAGAAUGUCACAGCCAUCUUGUUGGCCCACUACCCAGGAGAGCAGUCUGGCAAUUCUAUCGUCGAUCUUCUCUGGGGCGACGUUGAGCCAUCGGGCCGUCUCCCAUAUUCGAUUCCCAAGAACCAGUCAGACUACGGCCCAGCUAUAGUCAACCUGACGUCUUCAGACAUCAGUCCCGAUGCAUGGAAUGCAGAUUUCAACGAGGGGCAGAUGAUCGAUUACCGGCACUUCGAUGCUGAAGGUAUCGACCCGGCGUAUGAGUUCGGGUUCGGGCUUUCUUACACAAAGUUCCAGAUGGGGCGUGAUCUUCAGAUCAAGGUCAAGUCUGGGGUAUCCAGUCUCGCAGAUAAAUCCAAGGGUAUUGCUCCUGGAGGACUUAAAGAUCUUUGGGCGACUGUCGCAAAUGUUACAGUCGAGAUAAGCAACGUGGGAAGCUCUGCAGGCUACGCUGUGCCUCAACUAUAUGUCUCCUUCCCCAAGGACACCACUCCUGAAAACACGCCUGUCAAAGUGCUUAGGGGCUUCGAGAAAGUGCAUCUUAAGCGUGGGGAAAAGAAGAAGGUAUCGUUUGAACUUAUGAGAAGGGAUUUGAGCUUCUGGGCUGCGACUGAAAAGAGGUGGGUAAUUCCCGAUGGAAAGUUUACUUUUCGAGCUGGAUUCAGCUCCAAGCUUUUGAUGGUUGAGGCCAAGGCUACCAUUUCAAAAUGA